CUAAACCCAACACGGAAGCCUUCCUUUGGUCUUGACUGCUUGGCACCCUGGCACUGCGCUGAAGAGGACAUCUGUCGUUUUACUCCUUUUUUGUUACUUAACUCACCAGUUUUGUUUGGAUCCCUUAAACUUUAAAGUAGGACUCCCCGGACAACAACAUGCUCUCACCGAGGUUCCUGCUGCUGCGGUCGGCUGCGUCUUUGACAACCAGGUCGCUCUGCGCAGGGGGCGUGUCCAACAAAGGCAGGGCGCCGGACAUGGCGGAAGGAAAUCCACUUUUACACGUGUCAAAUGUGAGGAACAGGCUGAGAGAAAUCGUUGGAGCGUCCACUAACUGGAGUGACCAUCAGCAGGCGAUGGCAGAGCGCGUGUCACUGUCGUCCAUGUUGGCAAAGUCUCAAAAAGACCUCCCAUCGAAGACGAUGCAGGACAGCUACCUGGAGGUCCACCUGCCUCUAGGCUCCGAACCACAGCUCAGGGAGAAAUACCUGACGUACCACAACACUGUCAGGUUUGGUAGAAUCCUGGAGGACUUGGACAGUUUAGCAGUCCUCAUCUCUUACUCUCACACCUAUAACACUGCCCUGAAGAGGACUCCUCUGUCCAUUGUCACCGCCCUGGUGGACAAGAUCGACAUGAGGCAGCACAUCAUCUACCCUGACUGCGACAUCAAGUUCACCGGUCAUGUGACGUGGGUGGGAAGCACAUCGAUUGAAGCCAAGAUGCACGUGUCACAGUACCAUGAUGGAGCGUACUCCCCGGUGCUGGAUGCUACAUUUGUCAUGGUGGCCCGGGAUCCAGAGAACAAGAGAGCCGCCUAUGUGAAUCCACUGAAGCCAGAGGGCCCAGAGGAGGAGAAGAUUUUUCAGGAAGGAGAAGCUAAUAAAUCCCGCCGUCAGGAACUGAGCACCGCGUCGUUGCUUAAAGUGGCUCCUACAGACGAGGAGAGGAAGAUCGUACACAGUCUGUUCCUCAACACCCUGGACACAAAGACGGUCAGUUUCCGCAGCAGACUGCUUCCCCCAAACUCAGUGUGGAUGGAAGAUGCCAAACUGAAAGGACUGGAGAUCUGCCACCCUCAGGAGAGGAACAUCUUCAACAGGAUAUUUGGAGGUUUUCUGAUGAGGAAAGCCUACGAGCUGGGCUGGGCCAACGCAUGCUCCUAUGGAGGGUGCCGGCCGAGUCUGGUGGCUGUGGAUGAUAUCCUCUUCCAGAAACCUGUGGACAUCGGCUCCCUGCUGCUGCUCUCAUCACAGGUGUGUUACACACAGGGGAACUACAUCCAGGUUAGAGUUCACAGUGAGGUAUUCGACCCGCUGACCCGCCAAAGCAACACGACCAACGUCUUCCACUUCACCUUUGUGUCUGACCGGGACGUCCCAAACAUCAUUCCAAUGACCUACGGAGAGUCGAUGCUGUAUCUGGACGGGAAAAGACACUUCAAUCAGACUAUAGAGUCCUGAAAGCAGAAUGUCGCAAACCUGCCGAAGCCUUACAGCAUCUGACCUACCAGUCUUGAUAUAUAUAUACUGUAUGUGUGUGUGUGUGUAUUUGAAGAAUGAAUGCGUGUUUAGUACAGAUAUUUUUUUGUAUCACACCAUCUCAACUUUACACAACCAACAUGUUCGAUUUUGUUUGAAUUCUGUUGCUUUACAUUUUAUUGUAUGAACAACACAAAUGCAGCUUUUUUUUAUUAUUUUAUAAUGUAUCUGCUCUUUGUUUCACAGGUGUAAUCAGAGUUAGUUUGCGCAGUCUGCGUUUACAACUUCAGUCGUGUUUUAGUGGUGAAAAAGUGAGACAAACUUCUGUUCCUCGCCUUACAUUUACCUCAUAAACUAUAUUCCCUUUUUUAACGAUUGCAUGGCUUUACAGAUAUGUUACAUUUUUAUAUUCCACUGUCGCUUAUACGCACAAAACUGUACUCUUUACUUUGAGUGAGAAGCUUUAUUCUGAAUGUAUCAGACUGCAGUGAGAAAGAGGUGUACUUAAAUUGUGUAUUUACUCAAAUGCAAUAAAUUGAUUCUUAUUUAUCUUGAA
Molecule: messenger RNA, 2037 nt
Organism: Labrus mixtus (cuckoo wrasse)
Lineage: Eukaryota; Metazoa; Chordata; Actinopteri; Labriformes; Labridae
Gene: acot9.1
Product: acyl-CoA thioesterase 9, tandem duplicate 1
Exons: 16
Coding region: 159-1463 (434 amino acids)
Biological process (GO): acyl-CoA metabolic process
Cellular component (GO): mitochondrion
Molecular function (GO): fatty acyl-CoA hydrolase activity
Source: RefSeq, a predicted model, not a curated record